Messenger RNA from Medicago truncatula (barrel medic), 3001 nucleotides. Its product is annotated as LEAF RUST 10 DISEASE-RESISTANCE proteinUS RECEPTOR-LIKE PROTEIN KINASE-like 1.2. The record is from RefSeq and is a predicted model, not a curated record. Gene Ontology annotation, biological process: protein phosphorylation. Lineage: Eukaryota; Viridiplantae; Streptophyta; Magnoliopsida; Fabales; Fabaceae. Gene Ontology annotation, molecular function: ATP binding; polysaccharide binding; protein kinase activity. Bases 662 to 2701 code for a protein of 679 amino acids. The transcript is spliced from 4 exons.
UAAAUAUGAGACAAAUUUCCUUGUGAACGCGUUUUCUUUUGGGCCCUUUGUUGAAUAGUCUUAUGAAGUGAAGUGUGAACCAAAGAUUAGUGUGUCUUAUUCCCCAAGACUCUUUCAACGUCAAAUUGCUGCUUGUUUUUUUCUCCCAUCCUUUUCCAGUAUUUCAACCACAUGGCCCCACUUUAUUAACUUUUAAAAUUUCUUCAUGGACUAACUCCAGAAUCUAGACCUCUCAGUUUUGAUAUUUCUCAAUCUUAGUUUCCAUGCAUAUAACGUAACUCUACUAGUUUUCUUCGUGUUUAUUAUCGUAUUUUACGUGGUUUAGACGGUUUUGGCGCCUCUAAGACCAAUAGAAGAAGAUUCAGAUGCGAAGUUUGUGACAUCAAGUCUUUGUCUUUAUUCAAAUAGGAGUAUUGUAACUUGAGCAAGAAAUUGGUCUUACUUCAGUAAAUGCCAAAAUCUAGAUUUCAUGCGUUCCCACUUUUAUUUCCAUUCAUGUUCAUUUCCCACCUGGUGUAUCUUAUCACACACGUAAAGUUGGUGUUAUUAUACUGUGAACACUGUGAAGAGUGUAAAAACAAGUUGUAGACAAGCUUCAACUUACUUUAGAAAAUCAAAUUCCUGGUCCCUUUUGCACAUAAAGUAGAUAGGAGAAUUAAGGAUGAGUCUAGUUAAUGAAUUUAUGUUCAUUUUGUUUUCACACCUCAUGAUGAUGCUACUUGUGUUGGUGGGUGGAGAUGAGAGUAAGCACCAAGCAGAGUGUCCACCUUCAUUUAGUUGUGGAUAUCUUGGCAAUAUCAGCUUCCCUUUCACUACAACAGAACGCCAGGACUGUGGCUUAUUGCCAAUACCUAACUGUGAUGGUGAUCCAAUGAAGCCCAAAAUGAUCAAAUAUCAUAAUAAAGGGAAAUGGUUUGAGUUUGAGGUUGCAGCUGUAUAUCCUUCUGAGUUGCACAGUGGCAGUACUACUUCUACUUGUGUUUUCAGAGACAAUAAUCUCUACAAACUGCUGCAAAACAAAAGUUGUGAAGCUUUCAGAUAUAAUUAUACUCCUCCUCCCACCUAUCACUUUGUUUCUUUUCGUAUCGUUCUCUACACAACUCUGUUCAUGUGCAACCGUACCCUCCAUAUCAACCCUCCAACAUAUAUGCAUAACUAUACGUGUCCGCACUAUGAUCUCUACUACCAGCCUCAUAGCCAUGCUGAUAAUACGUCUCAGAGUGCUUUUACAGCUUGCACAAAUGUCACACUUCCAACUAAAGAUUUUGCUGACGCUAACGACCCUUCUACUUUCAUAACGGCUGAUAUCCUAACUGAAGUAAAAAUAACAGAGGAAUGUGCACAUUGUCACUACAAACAAAGAGGACAGUGUACACUUGACAACAACGAGAGAUUUUAUUGUGCCAAUGUUAAAGGGCUGACUCGGAAUGCCAAAUUGGGUAUAGGUUUGGGGAUUGGUAUUGGAAUCCCAGGCAUCUUGUUGAUUGGGGUGGUGUUUCUCCUUCGACUCUGCAAACGGAAACAUGCUAUUUCGGUUGGACACUUCCAAUCUAGUAACUCUUAUUCUGAUUCCUCCAUAAAUCCACGCAGAGAGACUGGUAGUAAAUAUUUCGGAGUUCCAUUAUUCUCCUACGAUGAGCUUAGAAAAGCAACAAACAAUUUUGACCAUAAUAAAGAACUUGGAGAUGGAGGUUUUGGUACCGUCUACUUUGGGAAACUUCCAGAUGGACGUGAAGUUGCUGUCAAGCGUUUAUAUGAACACAACUAUAGGAGAGUAGAGCAGUUCAUGAAUGAAGUCAAUAUUCUGACAACUUUGCGGCACAAAAAUCUUGUGUCCCUCUAUGGAUGCACUUCACGGCACAGUCGUGAACUACUUCUUGUGUAUGAAUAUAUCUCAAAUGGUACCAUUGCAUGUCAUCUCCAUGGUGAAUUGGCCAAGCCCGACUUACUACCAUGGUCUAUACGAAUUAAAAUUGCCAUAGAGACUGCUAAUGCCUUGGCUUAUCUCCAUGCUUCUGGGAUCAUUCACCGUGACGUGAAAACCAGCAACAUACUUCUUGACGGCAAUUUUGGUGUUAAAGUUGCAGAUUUUGGCCUUUCAAGACUAUUCCCCGAGGAUGCCACUCAUGUCUCCACAGCUCCACAAGGAACACCAGGUUACCUUGACCCCGAGUAUCACCAAUUUUAUCAGCUUACUAGCAAGAGUGAUGUAUAUAGUUUUGGAGUUGUGCUCAUUGAACUAAUAUCAUCAAAGCCUGCUGUUGAUAUAAACAGAAGUAGGGAAGAGAUUAACUUGUCAACUCUAGCCACAAAGAAGAUUCAAGAAAGUGCAAUUGAUGAGCUCGUAGAUCCUUCUCUUGGUUUUCAUUCAGACAGUGAGGUUAAUAGGAUGAUAGUUUCAGUGGCAGAAUUGGCUUUUCAGUGUUUGCAAAAGGACAAAGAGUUAAGACCUUCUAUGGAAGAAGUAUUAGAUGAACUUAGGAGAAUAGAAAGUGGGAAAGAUGGGGUUGAGGUUGUAGAGGAGGCAGAUGUUGAUGGUGUUGGAUCAUCACACAGUAUUAUACAGCCACCACCAGUCUCACCUGAAUGGGAUGAAGUUGGAUUAUUGAAGAAUGUGAAAAUUAUGAAGCAUCCGUCUUCACCAAACACCGUCACCGAUAAAUGGGAAAGUAUUAAUACUACGCCUAAUGCCAGUGCUUAAUCUUGUCUAAUAUCAAUUGUUGAUAAUCCAUUUUUACUGUAUUAACUUUAAGCAAUGAUUGUUAGUUGAAGCAUGAAAAUCAGGGAGUGCAAUGUAUCAUUAUUGUCUCAUUCGCUUGUAUAGAUGAUAAUACAUGAUUAGUUUACAAGACAUUGUGUUCAGGCAUUGAGUUAAGUUGGAGGUACAUGUAAAUAUCGUAAAACGAGGUAUAAAAAUAAGGCAGAAAAGAGCGAACAUUUUUGGAAACAGCAUUUUGCAAUUUAAUAAAUUGAUAUAAUAGAGCAGCUAGAAUCUUUGUCA